This is a messenger RNA of Exaiptasia diaphana, 1079 nucleotides long. Its product is annotated as steroid 17-alpha-hydroxylase/17,20 lyase-like. Gene Ontology annotation, molecular function: iron ion binding; heme binding; oxidoreductase activity, acting on paired donors, with incorporation or reduction of molecular oxygen. The record is from RefSeq and is a predicted model, not a curated record. NCBI's taxonomy places the organism in Eukaryota, Metazoa, Cnidaria, Anthozoa, Actiniaria, Aiptasiidae. The transcript has 2 exons. The coding region runs from base 1 to 639 and encodes 212 amino acids.
AUGGCAAAACGGUGGGAACUAUCGAGUUGGGCAAGAAAUACGGUANCGGGGUCAGAAACAACGUCCACUACGUUAGGCUGGGCAGUGAGGUACUUACUGCACAACCCCGAUGUCCAAGACAGGCUCCACAAAGAGCUUGAUCAGGUUUUUGGUCCAGAUCAAACCCCUAAACUAGACAGCAAAAAGGCGUUGCCACUACUGGAAGCUUUCAUGGCCGAAACGUUGAGAAUGUCCUCUAUUCUUCCAUUGAACAUACUCCACCGUACAACAACUGAUACCACAUUAAGGGGAUAUAAGAUUCCAAAGGGAACAAUUAUUGUACCCAACCUAUGGUCUUUGCAUCACGAUCCCUCAAUCUGGGUCAAUCCAUUUCAAUUUCGCUUGGAAAGGUACCUUGAUGGUGAAGGAAAGUUUGUGAAUCCUCCGAGUGGAACAUUCUUUCCAUUUAGCGCCGGGCGUCGUGUUUGUAUGGGAGAAGUAUUUGCGAGGUCUGAGUUGUUUCUUUUCCUUGCUGGAAUUCUUCAAAAGUUCAGGUUUGAAAAUCCUCCAAAUGCAGAGCUUCCAUCUCUUGAUGGAGGAGAGGGCGUGGUGAUGAGUUCAGAACCUUUUCAAGUUUGUGUUAUAAAAAGAGAGGGGUGAAAUAGGUAGCAGCAUGGUAGCAUGCUAGAAUAUAAGAACUGAUAUACUAUCAAUUCAUCCACGUAUCUCCACGUAUUGUAUUUGUGAUUUGUCCUUGGACUGAUUUUCAUCUCUAAGAACAUAUGGCUAUUUGACAAACGAAUACAAGUUUAAAAAUUACGUAACCCAAGUCCAAAACUUUAAGCACAGAAAAUCUUUAACCAAAUUAAGAAUUAGUUAUCACGACUUUGAAAUCAAAAGAGGACGAUUUUCAGGGGUAUCAGGCAAGAAACCUGAAGAAAGGAAGUUCUUCUACUGUCCAAACUGUGGAGGACGAGAAACACUUUCUUUUGCAAUGCCCCUUAUAUUCAAACCUUUUUGAAUAUUUUUGUUUUAUUUAUUGUAAGAUUGGUUAUUGUGAAAAAAAGAUAAUACUAUACAUUAAAAUUGGUGUACGUCUC